UCUAGUUGAAACAAACAAGGAGGGAAAAGGGGGAACAAUCAAACUAGCUAAGAUUUUGAGUGAGUGUGUUUAAGACUGCUGGAAGUGUAAAACUCCAUUUCUUCUUCUGCUGUUUUCUAUGUGAUUUUAUUCUGUAAACAAGAACAAGAAAAUUAUUGAAGAAUUAAGCUAUGGGUAUUCCUUAUGAUGAUGUAGUCAUCAUUAAAAAAUCAGAAAAACUAGGUGACCCAACUAUGAUUACUGUAAAUUGUCCUGAUAAAACAGGGUUAGGAUGUGAUCUUUGCCGUAUAAUACUCUUCUUUGGUCUCAACAUUGUCAAAGGAGAUUUUUCAACAGAUGGGAAAUGGUGUUACAUAGUGUUUUGGGUAGUGGAGAAAUCAAGAAGGACUAGAUGGAAUUCAUUGAAGAAGACACUUCAGCACCUGCAACAGCGAUUAUUAGGUGCAUGUCCUUCUUGUUAUUCAACUUCAGGGAUUUACUAUUACAAGAAUGAAUUGCAGCAACCAAAACCUCCACAAGUUUUCUUGUUAAAGUUCUGCUGCACUGACAGAAGAGGACUCUUGCAUGAUGUGACUGAAGUGUUAUGUGAAGUUGAACUUAUAAUAUGGAGCGUAAAGGUAUCUACCACACCAGACGACAAAGUAAUGGAUCUGUUCUUCAUAACAGACACAAGGGAACUACUGCAGACAAAACUGAGACAAGAGGAUGUGUAUGAUCAUUUAAGAUAUGUCUUAGGUGAUGCAUUGAUAAGCUGUGAGAUAGAAUUGAGUGGUUUUGAAGUUCUCACUUGCUCACAGGGGUCUAUUCUGCCUCCUGCCAUCACAGAAGAGAUGUUUGGCUUGGAGCAAAGCAAUCACCCACCAAGUAAAUAUCCUACGUCGAACAAGGUAUCUGUCACGGUGGACAAUUCUCUCAGUCCUGCUCAUACUCUCAUCCAAGUAUUAUGCAUAGAUCACAAAGGCCUUCUCUAUGAUAUGAUGCGAACACUUAAAGAUUAUAAUAUGAAGAUUUCUUACGGGCGAUUCUCGAUAAAGCAUGAACAAAAUUGUGAGCUGGACUUGUUUGUAGUUCAAGCCGACGGGAAGAAGAUUGUAGACCUAAACAAGCAGAACGCUUUGUGCUCUCGCCUGCGAAUGGAGCUAUUGCACCCGCUUCAGGUAGCUGUUGUCAGCAGGGGUCCUGACACAGAGCUUCUCGUUGUCAAUCUUGUGGAAUUAUCUGGAUCGGGUCGGCCUCUUGUUUUUUAUGAUAUUACCCUUGCUCUGAAGAUGCUCAAGAUAUGCAUUUUCUCGGCUGACAUUGGGAGGCACAUGAUUGGUGACAAGGAGUGUGAAGUUUACAGAAUCCUUCUUGAUGAAGGGAAUGGUUUCUCCAUGUCAUGGAAAAAGAUUGAAUGCGAAGUCAGAAAGAUGUUGAUGGGUUGGGAAUGAUAAGAAUGCUCGACUGCAAUCGUCUGAAUCCAUUGUAUAAAUCAUUUUCUAUUUUGGUUACCUCCCAACCUAGAAGUAGUUAACAAUAUGCAGGUCUAAAAAUGAAGUAUAUAUACGAUGUGGAUAUUUUGUGAGAAGAUAGGGUGGAUAAGUAGCAUUCCCCUAGGAAACUAAAAGAGUAAUAGUUAGCCGCAUCUGAAGUUCUUUACCUCUAUAGUGUAAAAUAGAAUGUAGGAAGACUGAAGUCUCCGUUUGUACAAGUGUUCCUUUUAUGCACUCCCUUGCAUAUGGAAUCAGAUGUAAUCCAGAGAUCGUACAUCUCUAUAAUAUGCUUCUUAUACUCUAAAUGGCGUAGAUAUCUGGUUGUAAUCUCCUGGAUUAU
Messenger RNA from Papaver somniferum (opium poppy), 1812 nucleotides. Its product is annotated as ACT domain-containing protein ACR10-like. The transcript has 7 exons. The record is from RefSeq and is a predicted model, not a curated record. The coding region runs from base 171 to 1430 and encodes 419 amino acids. NCBI's taxonomy places the organism in Eukaryota, Viridiplantae, Streptophyta, Magnoliopsida, Ranunculales, Papaveraceae.